Messenger RNA from Oreochromis aureus, 2989 nucleotides. RefSeq lists its product as uncharacterized. Gene Ontology annotation, biological process: DNA recombination; DNA integration. Gene Ontology annotation, molecular function: DNA binding. NCBI's taxonomy places the organism in Eukaryota, Metazoa, Chordata, Actinopteri, Cichliformes, Cichlidae. The record is from RefSeq and is a predicted model, not a curated record.
AUGGGCCUUGCAGUCUCGGGUGAGAGAGCCUUGUGGCUAAACCUGUCAGGCCUAGGUGAUGCUCAGAGGGCUGAGGUAAUGGAUGCAGCCUAUGACCCAACCAAGGGUCUCUUUGGCCCAGCCCUGGAGAGAAUGAGAGAAACAAGCACCCGCAGAAAGCAGGAGGGAGAAGCAUUCAACCUCUGCUUACCCAGAAAACCUAACUCUCAGCCCCAGCAGGUGCCAAGAGCUGGCUUUGCCGCAACAGCAGCAGCUGUGAGAGGGAGACAGAGUGGGGUCAGAAUGCAGAGAGGAGCAGGAGGCCAGCAGGGUGCCCACCAGGCCAAGGUAGAGAACCAAAGACCUUGGGGCAAGCAUUCUUUGCAGCGGCUGCUGCAAAGAACAAGCCGUCACACCCGGAGAGGGGAAAAAGAAGCGGUCAGCCUAGCACACCUGCAACGUUCUGUGUCACCCUCUCUUCUCCCCAAAGAGAAGGAAGGUGUUAGAAGGGUAACCAAAUCACUCCAAGGUUCAGGGUCUCCAGAAGUUUCCAGUUCACCAGGAGCACCUCUCAGUCUCCUCCUCCAGUUCAGGAGGACAGACUUGUGGACAAAUGGCGCAGUGUCAUCAAGCACUCCUAAGAACUCUGUCUGUGUCACCAAGCACUGCCCAGAGUCACCAGACACUUCACUGUGGUUUGGGGCGGGGGGAGCUCACGCUCUUCCCGAGGGGGAGAGCCCCAACUCCUUCCGGGAGACAGGGGUGACGUCACGCUACUGCGUCUUCAGAGGGUUACAGACUACAGUUUGCGGUAAAACCACCGAGAUUCGGCGGAGUGUUGGCUUCGGUGGCCAGUGGCGACUCAGCGAAUGUGCUGAAAGAGGAAAUAUUCUCCUGUUACACAAAAAGGCGAUCAGAGCGGUUCCGAGCGAAGAAGCUCAGCAGGGCUUUUACUCCCGCUAUUUCCUCAUCCGAAAAAGGACGGAACCUGGGGAAAGUCGUGCGGUUCCGACUCUGUCUCCGCCUCCUCGGCCUCAUGGCCUCGGUGAUAUCGGUGGUACAUUUGGGGCUGCUUAUGAUGAGAGAUUUUCAGUGGUGGGUCGCUUCUCUGCAGCUGUGCCCUCGCCGACAUCUCAGUCAUGGUGUAAAAAUAACGCAGCCGUGUAUCGCGGCUCUCCGGCCUUGGAGGAGCCCUACAGCUCGCUGGGGGGGGCGGACCUCCUGUCCAGAGGAAAUCCACUGUUCGGAGAAUGGAGGCUUCACCCACAGGUGGUGGAGCAGAUUUGGCAGAGAUACGGCCGGGCUGCCGUAGAUCUCUUCGCCUCACCAGAAAACACACAGUGCCCUCUGUUUUUCUCCCUAUCAGACGCAGAUGCGCCACUGGGCGUGGAUGCGCUGGCCCAUCCAUGGCCAAAAACUCUGCUGUGUGCUUUCCUCCCUCAGCCUGAUCUCCCCAACACUGAUCAGAGUGAGGGAUCAGGGGCUGUCACUGAUCUUAAUAGCUCCACGGUGGCCAUCCAAACACUGGAUAGCAGAAAUCAUCCAGCUUCUGGUGGACGAGCCAUGGCCACUCCCCAUCCACAGGGACCUUCUGUCUCAGGCGCGUGGGGAGAUAUACCAUCCCCAUCCAGAACAGGUUGCUCUCUGGGCCUGGCCCGUGAGAGGUGGAAUUUGAAGGCAGCAGGCAUGCCUCCGAAGGUUAUUGAAACCAUUCAGAAUGCCAGAGCCUCCUCCACUCGUUCCAUUUACAGCAGUAAAUGGUGUGUUUUUGGGGAGUGGUGCCAUGAAAAGCAGAUUAUCCCUUUUCAGUGUUCAGUGGUGGAGCUGUUGUGUUUUCUUCAGGACUUGCUGGACAAAAGGAGAGCUUUUUCCACCAUAAAGGUCUAUUUAGCAGCUAUUUCAGCCUGCCACGUGGGUUUUGGUGAUAAACCUGCUGGUCAGCACCUCGUAUGUCGCUUCAUGAGAGGGCGUCGAACGCUCCCAGUUUCUAGACCACUGGUCCCUUUAUGGGAUCUGUCAGUCGUUUUGGACGCCCUCUCCCACCACCCCUUUGAGCCCAUUGGGGCAGUGGGGUUGAAGUUUCUCUCUCUUAAAACCACUCUGCUGUUGGCUCUAACCACAGCCAAGCGAGUUAGUGAAUUACAGGCUCUGUCUAUUCACCCCUCUUGUCUACAGCUGGCCCCAGGACUGACUAAAGCACGCCUGAGGCCUAACCCUGCCUUUGUCCCUAAAGUGUUGGAAACGUCAUACAGGUGCUCUACAGUAGAGCUCCUGGCUUUUCACCCCCCUCCAUUCUCUUCAGAGACGGAGCAGAGGCUGAACACUUUGUGCCCUGUGCGGGCGUUGGGGACUUAUCUUGACAGAACAGCUGGAUUCAGGAAGUCGGAUCAGCUGUUUGUUUCCUGGGCCUCCCCUCACAAGGGCAGGCCCUUAUCACGCCAGAGGCUAGCUCAUUGGAUUGUAGAGGCCAUAGCUCUGGCUUAUAGCUGUAAGGGCUCGCAGGCCCCCCCGGGACUUCGAGCUCACUCCACUAGGGGUGUGGCCACAUCCUGGGCUUUGUUCAGAGGUGUAUCAGUCCAGGAUAUUUGUGCGGCAGCAAGCUGGGCUACGCCGCACACGUUUGUCCGGUUUUAUCGGCUGGAUGUUGCACAGUCAUCCCUGGCUCAGGCAGUGCUGGAUUCUGGUGCCUCAGGUUCGACCUGAGAUCCUGGAGUAGUACUGGAGAGUGGCUUCGGGAGCUGGCACAAUCCGGGAGUGGGCCAUAUCUCCCAUAGUGAAACACCGAGCGAAGUUAGAAAAAGAACGUUGGGUUACUUAACGUAAUCCCUGGUUCUUUGAUAAGAGAGUGAGGUGUUUCACCAACACUUCCCUCCUUGCUUAGGCACGGAAAGAAAUCUGCUUGGAAUGAGAUAGGAGGAGCUGGUCGGCCGUGUUAGUAUGAGGGGGCGGAGCCCUGAGCACGGCUCGACAGGUCUGUCAGAGACAGACGUGGUGUCAUUGGAGCUUCCGU